AUGAAAAGUACUAUUUUACGACUAGCACGCUCCACCUCGGCUCCACCCCCUUUACCAAAGUUUUUCAAAGACACCAACAUUUCCUUGGCCCAUUUUAUGGUGCGAGGUCAGGUGAUUUCUCUUUAUCGUGAUAUUUUGAGAUGCACAAAGGGUCUUGAUAAGCAAAGCGCAAGAGAGAUUCGAGAUUUUGCACGAGCAGACUUUGAGCGUUAUCGAAAUGAGAGGGAUUUGGACAAGAUCCGAUCAUUGCUGUCAUCUGGCAAACAACAAAUGCAUUCUCUAAAGGCAUCCGUUGACUUGGCCCACGCAAGCCGAUAA
Molecule: messenger RNA, 318 nt
Organism: Lichtheimia ornata
Lineage: Eukaryota; Fungi; Mucoromycota; Mucoromycetes; Mucorales; Lichtheimiaceae
Exons: 4
Coding region: 1-318 (105 amino acids)
Cellular component (GO): mitochondrion
Source: RefSeq, a predicted model, not a curated record